Symbiodinium pilosum is the source of this 192-nucleotide messenger RNA. The record is from the annotation of a GenBank genome assembly. Lineage: Eukaryota; Dinophyceae; Suessiales; Symbiodiniaceae.
AUGGGAAGAAGGCAUUGCGCUGAUCAUGGAGUAUUGCUCCGGCGGGGAGUUACUGCAGCGAUUAGAAGCCCAAGAGGUUUACGACGAAGCGGAUGCUGCAGAAGCAACAGUUCAAAUCCUCCAAGCGGUCAACUACCUGCACGCGCACGGCAUAGUACACCGCGAUUUGAAGCUUCAAAACUUCCUCUAUGA